Molecule: messenger RNA, 1515 nt
Organism: Durotheca rogersii
Lineage: Eukaryota; Fungi; Ascomycota; Sordariomycetes; Xylariales; Xylariaceae
Product: permease for cytosine/purines, uracil, thiamine, allantoin-domain-containing protein
Exons: 3
Coding region: 1-1515 (504 amino acids)
Biological process (GO): transmembrane transport
Cellular component (GO): plasma membrane
Molecular function (GO): transmembrane transporter activity
Source: RefSeq, a predicted model, not a curated record
AUGUCGCGGGAAGUUCGUCCAUAUGGUCACGGCAGCCCUGUCCUCGGCGAAGACGCCGAGAAAGCCCCCGGGCUGAGCGAGGUUGUCGCGUCCGGCGAUCGCCGGCCCAGAACUCUCCGGCGCGCUCUUACGGCUCUCAUCUCCGCGGGACCCAUCGAGGAGCGAGGUGUCAUGCCCGUAGCCCUGGAAGACAGGACGGCGACUAAUUACAGCAGCUAUUUCUCGAUAUGGGCAUGCGUCAACACCAACCUUCUACCCAUCACCUUUGGCAUGCUCGGCCCGCUCUACGGGUUAAGCCUGCGAGACUGCGCUCUGGUCAUCGUCUUCUUCUGCCUGCUGACCGCCGCGAUACCCGCCUACCUCGGGACGCUGGGCCCGCAGACGGGCCUGCGGCAGAUGAUCCAGGCGCGGUACUCGUUCGGGAGGUACCUCGUGUCGGUGCCGGUCGUGCUGAACCUGGCGACGCUGACGGGCUUCUGCGUCGUCAUCUGCGUCGUCGGCGGCCAGUGCCUGUCGGCCGUCACCGGCGGGUCGCUCGCGCCCGCCGUCGGCAUCGUCCUCAUGGGCCUCCUCGCCCUGCUCAUCUCCUUCUGCGGCUACCGGGUGCUGCACCAGUACGAGCGCUUCGCCUGGGUCCCCGCCCUCGCCGCCAUCGCCGUCGCGGUCGGCUGCGGCGCCGACCGCCUCCGCGAGCAAGCCCCCGCCCGGCCCGCCACCGCCGCCGCCGUCUUGAGCUUCGGCAUGAUCGUGGCGUCCUACAUGAUCCCGUACGCCUGCCUCUCCUCCGACUUCACGACGUACCUCAACCCCAAGUUCUCAUCAGUGCGACUGUUCCUCUACGGCUACGCGGGCCUCAUCCUGCCGUCGGUUCUGCUCAUGAUCCUCGGCGCGGCCAUCGGGGGGGCGAUCGAUAACGUCCCGGAGUGGCAGGAGGGCUUCGAGGCGACGCAGGUGGGAGGCGUGCUGGCGGCGAUGCUGUCGCGGGCCGGGGGGUUCGGGUCGUUCGUGGUGGUCGUGCUCUCGCUGACGAUGCUCGGGAACAUGUCGGCGACCAUGUACUCGAUCACGCUCAACUGCCAGAUCCUCGUGCCGCAGCUCGUCGUCGUGCCGCGCUGCGUCUUCUCCGUCGUCAUCACCGCCGUCGUCAUACCCGUCAGCAUCCGCGCCGCCGACGACUUCUUCCCCAACCUCGAGAACUUCGUCGCCCUGAUCGCCUACUGGUCCGCCGCCUUCGUGGCGGUCCUCAUCGAGGAACACGUCGUCUUCCGCCGGUGCCGGUACGACACGUACGACCACGACAGUUGGAACGUGGCUUCGCGGUUGCCGCUAGGGAUUGCCGCGCUGGCCGCCAGCGCCCUCAGCUUCGCGCUGGUUAUCCCCAGCAUGUCUCAGGUAUGGUUCAUGGGGCCGAUCGCGAGGCAUUCGGGCGAUAUUGGAUUUGAGGUGGCACUAGUCGUCACGGCAACUCUCUAUCUCCCCUUUCGCUUCCUAGAGAAGAGGUUCAGCGGUCGGUAA